Molecule: messenger RNA, 627 nt
Organism: Schistosoma intercalatum
Lineage: Eukaryota; Metazoa; Platyhelminthes; Trematoda; Strigeidida; Schistosomatidae
Source: the annotation of a GenBank genome assembly
AUGGUGAUUAGCGAUUUAUUGUUUGAUAAUCCCAUUUGGAUUACUCGCACUAAAGAUGUUGGUAUUGUUAGCGCUGAAGAUGCUAUAGAUUUGGGAUUCUCGGGGGUUAUGCUUCGUGGGAGUGGGAUUAAAUGGGAUUUACGUAAAACACAACCUUAUGAUGCCUAUGAAGAUAUGGAUUUCGAUGUACCAGUUGGUGUUCAUGGUGACUGCUAUGAUCGAUUUAUAGUACGUAUGGAAGAAAUGCGUCAAUCAUUGCGUAUUAUAGAACAAUGCCUUAAUAAAAUGCCCAAAGGUGAGAUCAAAGUGGAUGACGCCAAAAUUUGUCCACCUAAACGUGCUGAAAUGAAAAGUUCUAUGGAAGCUCUUAUUCAUCAUUUCAAAUUAUUCUCAGAAGGUUACUUGGUACCACCUGGAUCGACGUAUACUGCUAUUGAAGCUCCGAAAGGUGAAUUUGGAGUUUAUUUAGUCUCCGAUGGUACAAACAAACCAUACAGAUGCAAAAUUAAAGCUCCAGGCUUUGCUCACUUGGCGGCAAUAGAUAAACUUUGUCGGGGUUUUAUGUUACCCGAUGUAGUCGCAGUUAUAGGUACUUUGGAUAUUGUAUUUGGGGAAGUGGAUCGAUAG